This is a messenger RNA of Aureococcus anophagefferens, 1230 nucleotides long. RefSeq lists its product as hypothetical. The transcript has a single exon. Gene Ontology annotation, cellular component: nucleus; perinuclear region of cytoplasm; cytosol. Gene Ontology annotation, biological process: activation of GTPase activity; nucleocytoplasmic transport. Gene Ontology annotation, molecular function: GTPase activator activity; small GTPase binding. The record is from RefSeq and is a predicted model, not a curated record. Lineage: Eukaryota; Pelagophyceae; Pelagomonadales; Pelagomonadaceae. Bases 1 to 1230 code for a protein of 409 amino acids.
AUGGCGCACCAGGUGGAGAAGUUCGCGCAGUUCUGCGCGGAGCAGGGGCGGCCGGAGCUGCUGGAGCUGCUGCCGGAGAUCAGCGAGGGCGCGCGCGUCGAGAUCCGCGUCGAGGGCGCGCGGUGCUCGCGGCCCCUCGACGACGACGACGCCACGGUGCUGGCGACGGGCCUCGUCGUGUCGGGCCUGGACGUGAGCGUCGUGAGCCUGCCGAACCACGCCAUCGGGAACCCCGGCGCCGCCGCGCUGUCCACGCUGCUGCUGGAGGAGCCGGCGACGGGCUACGCGGGCGCGCUCAACCGGCUCGACCUCCGGGGCAACGCCGUCGGCGCCGUGGGCGUCCAGGCCAUCGCCGACGCCGUGCGCAAGUCCACGGCCAUCGUCGACCUCGACCUGUCCUGGAACCCGCUGGGCGAGGAGGGCGGCUACCGCGUCGCGGAGAUGCUCGAGUCGCUCGAGACGCUCAAGGCCCUCAAGGUCGCGCACACGGACCUGGACACGUCGGCGCUCAUCGCCAUCUGCUCGACGCUGCGCACGAACGGCGCCUGCCUCGAGCACCUGGACGUGGGCGGCGCCGUGCUCGCCGCGGAGCAGAGCGAGGACUUCGCGAAGCACGUCGCGACGAUGCUCGGCCUCAACCGGCGCCUGCUCUCGCUGAGCCUCGGCAACUGCCGCAUCGGCGACGACUCCGUGGGCCACAUCGCGACGGCGCUCCAGGGGAACCCGACGCUCACGGCGCUGAACCUCAAGGCGAACCGCGUGCGGUCCGCGGGCGCCGCGGCUUUGGCGGACGCGCUCCGCCGGUCCGCGCUCUCCGCGGGCCGCCGCGGCCCGCUCACGCCGCCCCUCAAGAUCCUGGACCUGAGCCACAACGCCAUCGGCGACGAGGGCGCCGCGGCUCUGGCCGACGCCGUCGCCCACGAGUGCAGCCUCUACGAGCUCCGCGUCGCGCACAACGACAUCGACGACGCCGGUCUCGCGGACCUCGCGCGGGCGCUCCACCACCCGAACCACCUCCGCUACGUCGCCGCCUGGGGCAACCGCUUCGGCAAAUCCGCCAACGCCGAGUUCCACGACCUGUACCACGGCGACAACGACUGCUACGUCGAGAUGGACUUCACGACGUACGAGGUCGACGGCAAGCUCCGCGCGGCGGAGCGCGUCGACCUCGCCUUCACGGGCGCGAAGCGCGAGGCCCAGGUCCUCGAGCGGGCACGGUCCAUGAACUGA